Spirodela intermedia is the source of this 8086-nucleotide messenger RNA. The record is from the annotation of a GenBank genome assembly. Lineage: Eukaryota; Viridiplantae; Streptophyta; Magnoliopsida; Alismatales; Araceae.
AUGGAUUCAUAUUCACUGAGAGCUGUUGCAGAUAUACCUGCGCCCUUCCGUAGCAUAUUCAAUUUCAGGUAAUAUAUUCGAAAUGUUUCUAUGAUGGUUUAGAUGAUUAUUUUUUUAGUUCCUUCUAUGUAGUUGUAGUUCUCCGUCAAGAGUUCUUUUGAUUUGUUCUCCGCCAUAAUGAACACGGGGAUAUGUCUUUGCUUAAGCCUUCCCCCACAUAAUGCGCUCAGACAAUUGAGUAUGAUUUGUUCUCAUGCUUAUAAUGGCAAAUUUUAAACCUUGUUAAAGAUUUGUACUAUCUGCUCUUUUUUAUUUUAUUUAAAUAAUUUUUAAUAAAUUGGCUUGAUUGUUUCGUCGGAUGUCUCUUGUUGAUCAUACAUGGCCAUAGUAGUUCACUGAGGUUUUGUCAUAGAGGAGUGUCAAUAUCUUCUAUCCAUAUGGAUUUGGUCAUUCAGGUUGAACUAUGUGACGUGUUCAUUAGAACUGAGAUUCUCUAACCCAUUUUCUGUUCACACUAUGCGUUACCACUCAUGGAAAUUGGAAUGUCCUUUAUAGGUGCCACAUCAUGAUAUAGCCAUUUUUUUUAAGACGAGUACAUUACUUCAGUAACUUGUUAUUCAUUUGCAGAUAUUUCAAUUCUCUACAGAGUGAAUGCUUCUCCUGCUGUUUCCUCUCUGAUAUGAACAUGAUCAUCUCUGCACCAACCGGAAGUGGAAAAACAGUGCUAUUUGAGCUUUGCAUACUGAGGCUUCUCUCAAGGUUUCUCUCUGGGGAUGGAAAGUUUAACCACAUUAAAGGCACGCUUAAAACAGUACGUCCCCUUGUUCUCGGCAGCUGGACAAGUUUUCUUAGAAAUGGUUUUGAUAUUUUGGACAUUUUUAUCAACAUAAGGCAUCGUCUUCUGGAUAGCAUUGACCUAGCUGCACAGAUUCGACAGAAGAUUCCAUUUAUGGGUGUAUUGGAAAGUGGAGUCACAAUAUGACCCAACUUUCUUGGUAUGCACCGGAAAAAGACCCAUAAAAUAAUGAAUAUCAUCAUGUAUUUAAUUACUUACUUUACACUCUAUCUUGGGUGGAUCGGGUUGGCAACUUUAUGAUUACAGAAACUUAUCGACAUUUGAGCGAAUUCUAUGAGUAUAAUUUUCCUUGCCUUAUGUCUUUUAUUGGCUUCAGAGAUCUAUUCUGAGUCUUUUCCCCCUCCUAUGCAUUCUGAAAGAUUUACAUAGCUCCAUCAAAGGCCCUAGUACAAGAGAAACUCCGUGAUUGGAACCAGAGGCUUGGUUCCUGUGGAGUCAGUUGCUUGGAGAUGACAGGUGAUAGUGAAUCAUCUAAUUCGAAGUGUAUACAAGAGGCUGAUAUCAUCCUAACCACGCCUGAGGUCAGUAUUUAUCCAAUCGUGCUAUCAUUUCUGAGUUGUCUUAAAGUAUUUUAUUUUUUUAAUAAUACGUGGCAUCAUUUAUCGACAAAAUUUACAGAAAUUUGAUGCUAUGACUUGUCACCGAAUAAGAGCUGGUGGUAUAAGUUUUUUUAGUGAUAUUUCCCUGGUACUCAUUGACGAAGUCCAUUUGCUGAAUGAUCCACGUGGAGCUGCACUUGAAGCUAUAGUUAGCAGAAUCAAAAUGCUCUCCCGUAUCCCAGACAUGGAAUCUUGCCCUUUGGCUAAUGUUCGAUUCCUGGCAGUUUCAGCUACAAUCCCUAAUAUUGAAGACCUGGGUAAUUAUUUUUGUCGUGAUGAGAUUUAAGAAAUUUAUUGCCUAAUAAUUUUAUGAUUUUUUUUCAAGUAUUCAGUUCUUACUAAUUUUCUUGUAGCUGAAUGGCUCAUGGCCCCUCCAGGGGGAAUUAAGAGGUAAAUUUUUGGUUCCUUUAUCCAGGUGCAAAGCAGCCCCCCCUAAAGGACUCUUUCCUUGAUGGUCUUUCAUAAAUCUUUUUGACGCAGAUUUGGUGAAGAGAUGAGGCCUGUAAAAUUAAUGACAAAGGUUCUCGGUAAUUUUCUUUUCCUCUUGCCACCGUUGAGCUCUCCCAUUGUGCAUUCUCCCAAAUACCACUUGAUGCUUAAAAAAAUAUGUUCGUUAAGGUAUUCCUCAACUGAUUGACGGAACAUCCUGGUAAGAUAUAAUAUUUAGAUUUGCUUUUACUCUCCAAAAUCACAUAAUAUCAAGAUACCUCAUCUUCGAAAAUGAUCAUUACUUGAAAUGAUUUUAGACCAUAUUAUUAUGUUGAAUAAUCAAAACAACAAUUUCUUCUUCUUCGGUCCACUCUUCGGCAACAUUACAUUAGUAUUGUUCAUUUUAUGUAUAUAUACCGUUGAUCUGUAAUUUUUCUGUUUGAAAGUUGCAAUGCAAUGAUGGCUAGGAAUCUGGGGUAUUAACUGAAAAUUUUUAGUAUAUUUAUUUCAUUUUCGUAGACAACAUAGCAACCCAUUCCUCUUUUCUGCUAAAUGACCGCUGAAUUUAUUUUUUUCUUCGUCGCCACCCAUAAUUUUUCAGGCUAUGCCCAGGCAAGAAAUGACUUCUUAUUUGAAAGCGUAAGUGCUUGAGAUAUUUCUCAUCCUACGGCAUACGGGCAUUAUAAUUUUUCCUCGAUAAACUCUGUCCUUAGCAGAGGAGAGCUGUGAAUGAGGGAUCUUUCUUUUUAGUGUUUCUGAUUGGCUAGUAUUUUUUUUUCUCAUUUUGACAGCGCCUCCAAACUUUCAUCUUUGGUAAGGAAAAUACAUCUAUCCCAUAUAUAUUCUCCAACCUUUUUCCAUCUUUCAAUUUUCUUUGAUAAUAAAAAUAAAAUCCACUGUGCGUAUGAUCACAGAUAUCCUCAUGCAACAUUCUGCUGGAAAAUCUGCGCUCAUUUUUUGUUCCACCAGAAGGGGAGCCCAAGAAGCAGCCCAAGGCCUUUCUCGCACUGCAAUGGGGCUCGGUUGUUCAAAUCCAUUUAUAAAAUCCAAUCAACAACGAGAAAGAUUAAAAGAAGCCUCUUUAUCUUGCAGUGAUAAACAAAUGCAGUCAUGCAUUCCCUACGGCGGUAAUUAUCUACGUAUUGGCCCGUUUUGUCCACUAAAAAAGGCUGUUUUACUUUUGAUACAUAAAUUUUAUAAUCUGUUUCACGAAAAUUAUCUUGCAACUUCAUAUUUUUUUAGUCAAGAAAGUAAAUCAUUAUUGAAUGCAGUCGGAUACCAUAAUGGAGGCCUGUGCUUAAAAGAUCGAACCCUCGUUGAGGGACUUUUUCUAAACGGUGAUCUUCAAGUUCUGUGCACUACAAAUACCCUGGCCCAUGGUAUCAACUUGCCCGCGCAUACAGUGAUAAUUAAAUCAACUCAGCACUUGUAUGUAAUAGUCAUCAUAUUCUUAUUUGUUAAAUGAUAAGAUACUCUAAUGGACCAUGUAAUUCACGAUUCUUGCAUCUUAUGACAGUAACAAGGAGAAAGGUCGCUAUGUAGAAUAUGACCGGUCAAUGAUUUUGCAGGUUUGUCUGUAUUUUAUCAUCUUUAGGUGACGUGCAAUGCUGUUUAUUUUUGAGCUUUUUCAUCCUGCAUCUAUAUGUCGUUUUCCUCUCGAAAGACAAAAUUAACGAAAAAAUAAUUAAAUAUAAUCUUGAUAGUUACUUGAGCUGUUUUAAGGAGAAAAUGGACCAAAUAUUAGCUCUUAAAGAAAAUUCUUCAAGUGUGGCGUCGGUGCCGUUUGUCAUGGACUUGUAAAGACUUAAACGAGUAAGCUAUCACCAAGCUUUUGUGUUUUAAUCUGUCCUUAUGGAACCUGUUGAUCAUAAAGCCAUUCAUCAGUGUGGUAUUUUUGAUAAAAAACGUUCUUUUUUGCAAAACCGUGAGUCUUCUCAAACUAAGAAUAGAAGGCUGGAUGUGCCCAGAAAAUUUCCUCUGUUUAGGGUUAUCUUUUAGUCCACUUUCACUCGGUAAUGCCUGGACAGUCUGAAUCAACCGAUUAAAUCAACCCCAUGUCGUGUCAGUAGUGGUCGCUUUAUAAAUAAAAAUCAGCCUACAGAUGUGGUGGCAGGCUUUAUAUCAUUUCAGGCUAUAUAUGUUCGUUUUAAAACAAUAUGCGCCUAGCGACUAUAUGUCCCUUUCCUCGUUCACUAACUUCUGAAAUAUCAAUUUUCCUUGCUUGAAACUUCAACUAAAGAUGUGCGGGAGGGCUGGACGCCCACCAUUUGAUGAUACCGGCACAGUUGUCAUAAUGACCAGAAGGGAGACCGUGAGUUCAUUACUGUAAUUUCUCUACAGUAUUUUUAUGCAUUGUUGACUUCUUUAGUUUCAUUGUAACGAACAUCAGUACCAAUACUAUUCCAUCUAGUUUGAGUCUUGCUUUAUCAGUCUUAUAUGCCGUAUCUUCGUUAAAUAAUUAUAGAUUUACGCAUUUUUCUACAAUUUUAGAGCCCGAAAAAAGAUAUUUUUCAUGAAUCCUGGGAUGAGCUUUUGUUCAUAUCCUCUGUGCACGUUCAAGGCGUCUUAAAAGGAUUUAAUCUCCAGCCUUGCCAUGCUCGCAAAAUGUCUUCUUUCCUGUAUAAUUGGAUCACAACCAAUCAGAGAGUGGUUCAGAAGUUACUUUUCCAAAUUUUGCACUAAUUUGCUCUAAUUUUUUAAUUGAUAUCAGGUACAUCUAUAUGAGAAUCUCUUAAAUGGUUGUGAGAUGGUGGAAUCCCAGUAAACUCUCGAUCUUUGUUCGACACUGGAUUCGGUGCUACAAAGUCCUCAUGCUUGCCAUCAUCUAACAUUUUUCUACUCUUACUGCAGAUUACAUGCCUGCAUGACAGAGCAUCUGAAUGCGGAGAUCGUCCAGUUUACCAUUUCAGACAUCAGUUUGGCAAUUGAAUGGCUGAAAUAUUCCUACUUAUAUGUGAGAAUAAAAAAGGUAAUAUAUGAUGAUCAAUAUUAAUACGCAGUCGAUAUUUUCUUGCCCUUGAUCCACAUCAAUCCCUUGAUUUACUGCUCAGAAUCCUGAAAAUUAUGGAGUUCAGAAAAAAAUCCCCUAUGAACGUCUGGAUAAACACAUGCAAGGUACAAUUAGUCUCACAUAUAGUUACUAGUUUCUUUUCUCGGAACUCAUUUUAUUCUGAUUAAUUGUUUUUCAUUUUUUAUCAUGACAGAUAUAUGUGUCCAAAAAAUUAAUGAGCUCUCAAAACAUGGGCUGAUUUGGACAGAUGAGGACGGUUUCCUCCUGAGGCCUUUGGGUACGUUCAUCUCAUUUGGAAUUCUCCUUCUCCCAUGAAAGAGAGAAAAUAUGAAGUAACUCAUCCAUUCGAUCUUAUCCUGAUAUGAUUAUUUGACGCAAAUGGGACUAUGUUUUAGUUUUCGCGAUGGUCAUGAACAUAGAAAAUAAUAAUUCAUGCCGUCGAUCUACCCUGUUUGACUGAUCAAGGCAGGAAAAAGGUGCAUAAUUCAUCAUUCGAUGAUUUUAUCUUGAUGAUUAUCUGAUGCAGAUGGGACUAUGUUUUAGUUUCCCUCAGCUGAUAUUUGCCAUGAUCAUGAACAUAAAACAUACAAAUCCAUCCCUUCUUCCCACGGUGGUCAAUUAGUGUCUUUUAUGUAAGAAGUUUCCUCUCAGUCCUUAAUUACACCCUCUUCCCACUCUGCUCUCUCUCUCUCACACACACUCUCUCUCUCUCCACAUCCCUCCCACCCUUAUAAGACAGUUAUCCAGUUAUGAAAUUUGAAAAAUAGUAGGUUUCCAUGCAUCCUCAACACCUGCGAGGAGGAGUUCAAGAUCUCACUCAUCUGCGUUGACGAGACUAACCAAUCCGUCCGUUUUUUUGUCGCCAUCGUGCAUCUCUCUGAUAUGUUUUUUUUUUCCCAUGCACGCAGAACCCGGAAAGCUAAUGACGAAAUACUACCUGAAAUUCGGCACGAUGAAGAACGUCGUUCAAGCUCCGGAGAGCUGUAGCCUGGAGGACGUGCUCCGCAUAGUAUGCCGCUCCGAGGAGAUCUCCUGUAAGCGGAGUAGCAUCACAUCCCCUCCCCGAACGAGCCCGUUGACAUUGCCCAGACCAACGAAUAUGACACUCUCUUUGGAAUCAUGUUCCAAGGGAUCCAGCUGAGGCGCAACGAGAAGAAGCUCCUCAACGACGUCAACGGCGACAAGGACGGACGGCUUCGAUUUCACGUCCUCGCAGAUAAUGGCAAGAGGAAGAAGCGCAUCCAGACGAGGGAAGAGAAGAUUUUCGUCUUGGUCAACGACUGCUUGACCGGCGACCCGACGGUCCACGACCUAUCUCUUAUCCAGGUGCUGCUAUUCCUUCCUCUCGGCCGUUUUCGACACCACUUUCAUCCUCUUAAACUUCCACUCCAGUGAGGUCUGAAGAUUUAUAUAAACCCUAGGACGUGAGCUCCAUAUGCUCGAACGGGUGUAGGAUCGCCAAGUGCAUGAAAGAGUGCUUCAUCUACAGAAAGAGCUACAGAGGUGCUCUUAACGCCACCCUCCUCGCCAAGUGCUUAGACCAGAGGCUCUGGGAGAACAGCCUCUUCUUGCUAAAACAGCUCCCCGGCAUUGGAAUGGUCACCGCCAAGGUCCAUCUCACCUCACCUCCCCACCCACCAUGCGUUUAGUGCUCAGUUUUUUUUUCUUUUUUUUCUUUUUUGGAGAUUGAACUCAUGUUCUUGUUCUUGUCCUUGGAGGGGAAUUUUGUUUGCAGGCACUUCGUUCGGCAGGGAUUCAUUCGUUUGAAACCAUGGCGGAAGCCGAUCCUCGGAAAAUAGAAAUGAUAACAGGGCGUAAGUACCCCUUCGGGAACCACAUAAAGGAGUCCCUGCUGUCGCUGCCGCCCAAGGUUGACAUGCGGAUCGAGGCCGAUGAGGACAAGAGGCAAGGGAAGUCAAAGCUGUUCAUCUGGUUGACUCGCGUUUCACAGUCAACGUCGAGAAAGCGGCACUACGCCGACUUGGUACGUGUUUAAUGGAACCACUCCAUUUAGGAUAUGCGUAGCUCUCGAUCCCCUUUGUUCCACCACAUAUGCCGAGCAAAUAUCAACCUCUUCUUCAUGCAGAUUGUGGGAUCCGAAGAGGAUAACCAGAUCUUAUUUCACGAGAAAAUAAGGUGGCUCUUCUCCUGGAAUAUACUUAGUUCAUAAAUCCUGAUUUUUUUAAUUUAACUUUCCUCCUCUGGCAUUUUCCUUGUUUUCAUGAAACAGGGUUGACGAGUUCUUGAGGUACCCUCCCCCGUCUUCACCGGUCUCCCCGUUUUGUUUAUUUUUUAUUAUUAUUAUAAUAACUCAGACCCAUACUAAGAAUAUGCACUAUAUUACCUAUACUAGGAACUUUGCCAUUUAUUAUUCAUGAGAUUCACUCAUUGUUUUGUGGACGCCUCAGCCCCUAUUCGGUGCCAAUCUUCGCCUGGUGCCCGCAGAACGGAAGGUUGACCGUGGGAGCGGCUCUCAUCUUCGAAGAGUACGGUAAAUAAUCCCCAUGUGGUCAAUCCCCGAUGCCCAAUGUUUCCUCCACACGUGGCUAACGCCCUCCUAUCGUCCCGCACGAAGUUGGCCUCGACGUGCAGCAGAAGCGCGUGAUCAGCAGGGAGAGCGCUCCGCCCCGCCCCACGGCACGUGUGAGCAGAGCCAGCGCCACAGAGUACCCACUCGCUAGGGAGAUAUACGUGGUCGAAGACGAUGACGCCGCUGGCCCAGCUUCCCCAGAUGCGCCCAGCUUCGACCUCUUGCCGGAAGACCGAGAGGAGCCAAUCGAAGGUGACUAUCCUUAUCCUCACCUCAUUUUCUCCCUCUUCCACCGUCAUUCGAUGAUAUUCGAGGACUCUCUGACCGUGCCAACGCCAGAUUUGACCCAAGUGAAAGCUUUGACCGAGCGCACCGUCUUCGACCACAUCCGGCGGAAGUCGAGGGAUCUACCGGCGCUGACGACGUCGAAGGCCAUGGUCUCCUCCUCCCUCGAGCCCUUGGCGCUCAAGAGACCUCGGACCCAGCACGACGAAAUCGUACCCAAUGGCGGGGGCAUUACGGGCCCAGACUGCGCCACCGGCCGGGCAGGAACAUACGAACCCUGCGAACUGGGUCCUGGCAAAGGUGAGUCUCCCCUCCUGACGUCCCCCCCUGCGGUGGGGGAGGCGCUGCCCUUCAAGAGCAUCUUCUCCUUUCUCUGA